Molecule: messenger RNA, 2432 nt
Organism: Notothenia coriiceps (black rockcod)
Lineage: Eukaryota; Metazoa; Chordata; Actinopteri; Perciformes; Nototheniidae
Product: polypeptide N-acetylgalactosaminyltransferase 10-like
Exons: 2
Coding region: 1-321 (106 amino acids)
Source: RefSeq, a predicted model, not a curated record
AUGCAGGUGUUCACAUUCGGAUGGAGAGAGGACAUCCGGGUGGGCGACCCCAUGCACACUAAGAAAGUCUGUUUCGAUGCCGUUUCACACAACAGCCCCGUCACCCUGUACGACUGUCACGGCAUGAAGGGCAACCAGCUGUGGCGCUACAGAAAGGAUAAGAGUCUGUAUCACACGGUCAGUAACAGUUGUAUCGACUGCAGCCCCAACGAGCGGCGAAUCUUCAUGAACACGUGUGACCCCUCCGCCCCCACGCAGCAGUGGGUUUUUGAGAAGACCAACUCCACCGUGUUGGAACAAUUCGACCGGGGAGGCAAAUGAGGCCCUGCAGCAUCCACGAAAAAACUCCUGACGCACACAGACGUGGAUCUGCUGCUGCUGCUGGGAAAUGGGGUUUUACAUUCAUUUGGUUCCCCGUUUACCUGAAGGUGGCAGCUGUUUCUCUUAGGGUCACACAGACUGAGGCAUGAUGGGAUACCGUGAGGGAAGUUGUUUAAACACAUCAGUCAGAGGGAAGACGGAGUUGAGCUUUGAUAGAUGGGUGUGUGUUUAAAAGUGAUUUAGUGUGAGAUGUAUUUGCUCUGUCACGGCGUUGCUGUGGCGGUUGGUUUGUCUCACUUCCUGAUUUGGCUGGUGAUUGGUUAUCCCUCCUCCCUUUUCUUCAUUCCCUUUUGUUUUAAAAUGUUCUCUGCCUUUAUCCGUUGCCUUUCUGUUCCCUUGCACAGUUUUUUAUUCUCAAUUUUCUCUGUCUAUCCACCUUUAUCCGCUGACUCCAUCUCUUUCUCCUUCUGUCUCUUCUGGUCCGCCUCCGCCUGCACCUCCGUCUCUAUCUGCCUGCAUGACUGCACCUUUUCCAUUCUUCCCUCUCAAAUCCCCUUAUGUCUCUCCAGCUCUGACAACCUCCCUGGGGGGGUGGGGAGGUGGCUGCUCCAGCUGAGCCAAAGUCAUCCUGACACCUGGGUGAAGCCAGGCAGAACCACUCUGAAAAUCACCUGGUGAAUUGAUUUUCUUUUACAACCCUCAUCCACCUUCUGUUCCCUCCUUCCCCUCGUGCCCCCUGCUCCCCUCCCCCCCACCAACUCUCUGUGGCCACUGUGGGGCCCGAGCUGCUCUGAAUGUAGCAGGUGGAAAAAGAAAGUAGAACAGCGACCUCUUUAAUGCCCCUCAUGCCUUUUUUUUCCUCUGUUCUGAACUUUGCUGGCUGUAUUUAUUGAGGACUCGUCCGCGGGUUUUCACUGUGCCACUUCUUCUUUUAUUCCUCGGAUGCGAGCACUAUCCAAUGCCGGGGGUUUGUUCAGGCCAACUCUUGCUGGCUAAGGGAUUGUUUGUUGUGAGGGGGGUGGUGGUGGAUGCUGUCACACCUCUUUGAGUCCCCGUCCCCCCCCUCUGCUUCCUGUUCGCCCUUUGCUUCUCCCCCGCACGACUCAUGCUGAUCAGUCGCCGGAACGACCCCGUCACAUUCUGCCGAGCGCAGGGUCGCGGCGCAAAAGCAGCGGGUGGGACUGCAAAAUGGACGCCUGCCUGGCUGGAUGACUGGCUCUGUGAUUGUCAGGCCAGCUGAUUCACAGCAGGGCCGCACGAUUGGCCGGCUGCCGAGCUGACACAUCACUUUAGCGUUCAGGGAGACGAAUAGGAGAAUCACUCUGGAUAGGCUCGCUGAGGUAGCUCUGGGAUUGAGACGAAUGGGGGGUUUAAAAUGCAUUAAGCACUUGUGUAAUGAUAAACUUGAAUGAAAUCUUCGUGCCUUGUUGGAAGAGGAUUAGAUAGGUGUGUGUAUUUUCUGAAAAAGUGUGUGUGUACGUAUGUGUGUGGGCCAAAUAUGUCUACAUCAGCAUAGAAAACAAUUCAAUCUAUUCAGGAUGUGACUUUUUCUUGAAAACUAAGAAUCUUUACAUCAAAAAACUUCUCUUGAAUCUCAUUUCAAAUGAAAGAUGAGUUGACCUCGACUCUGGUGCUGGGCAUUGAGGGUGCCUCUGGCUUUGUGAGCCUUAUAUGGCUCUCUCAAUGAACACACAUGUAACUUCUGGCUGUGAAUAGAGCUAAAGAGACUUAGUUUCCCGCCACAUUUUCCUCCUGCCUUGAAACUAUUAGCCCUAAGAAGACCCGUGUAAUCACUAUACGAUGCUGUUUUGUUGUUUUCCCACCUGUUCAAUCCAAAGUACUUUUAUGGGAAAGGGAAUUGUUGGUUACUACAUUUUUUUUUACCCUAUUGUUUUUCUUUCUGUUUUAAUUCAAUGUUAUGUUAUAAUUUAAACCUGUGAUUUAGCUGAUUAGUUUCCUGCUGAACGUGAUUUCCUGGCAUUUCCUGGUCUGUCGCCUGCACCCAUUCUCUAAUCUGGUUUCGUGAAAAAGAACAAUGUACAGUAGGGCUGCACGAUAUCGGAAAAAACUGACAUUGCGAUUUUUUUCCCCCCUGCGAUAUAUAUUGCGAU